UGAUCUACCCCUAGACUGGGAACUUCUAUAUGCCACACCUGCUGCCAUAGAAAUAAAUAAAUAAAUAAAUCUCUUCUGUAGAAAACAGAGAGAAAGCACUUGCUGGAGAGGAUAGUUUUAGUCGUGAGAAAUGAGUCCCCAAAUUGAUCCCCCCAGGGGCCAAAGCCCAAUUAAAGAAAGUCAAGGGGAAUGGACUUCAUCAGGAUGGUGAGUGAAUUUGAUUCCCACGGCUGCUGUACAAAUUACCACAAUCUUGCUGGCUUAAAAAGAACAAUAAAAUGGGUUUUCUUUUUAAUAAUCUUGAAGGUUGGAAAUAGGCCAAGGGUCUCACUAGUCUGAUAUAAAAGUGAUAGAAGGGCUUCAUUCUUCCAAGAGCUUCUAGGAAGAAUCUGUCUCCUUGCCUUUCCCAGCUUCUGGGGUCCACCUGCAAUCCUUGGCUUCUGGCUUCCUUCCAUCUUCAAAACCAGCAACAGCUUGUCCACCUGUGGAGUCUUUCUCAUGAUAUUUCAAUGUAACACUGACUCUUCUGCUUGCCUUUUCCACUUUUAAAGUAGCCUUGCAUUGCACUGGCCAGGAUAAUCCAGUGUAAUCUCACGUUACAUUCAGCUGAUUAGCCAUCUUAAUUCCAUCUGCAAUCUUAAUUCUACCUUACUAUAUAACCUCACAUGUUUAUAGGCUUUGGAGAAUUGGAUGUGGACAUCUUUGGGGAACCUUUAUUUGGCCUACCGCAGUGAAAAUGCCAUCAAAUUGGGUUUGAAAAUGGGCAACAAUGCCAGCAGGUUUCUCUGUUCAACGAGUUGUGCUAAGCCAGGGUUGCUCUUUGCCCCAUGGAGCCCAGAAAGGAGGGGCUCAAGACAACAGGAAGGAUGUAGGGAUGCAGGAACCCGAGGAUUCAGGUAGCAGCAGGUUUCUGCCUUGGGGAAGGGGGUACCUGGUGGGGUCUUUUCCAAAGAAUGGUUGGGGAAACUAGACCGGUGUGUAUGGCAAGUGUCUGAGCUCCAAAUUGGUUCUCAUCCGUGCCCCAUUCCCACCCUGCCAAAGACAGUGAGAACUUGGAAGCCAUUGCAACACAGGACCUGGCAGAACCCAGGAAGAGGAGCCAGGAGCGGCCCUACCUGGUGCCUGACACCUGGCUCUGGGGUGACAGAGGGAGGAUUGUCUGAGCGGGUGCGGGUCCUGACAGGGAAAGGCCCUCUUUGCUGGGCAACUGUGGGAUGGCGAAAUAGCAAAAGUGCGUUACCAGUGCGAAUGCGAAAACAGCAGUGUGGCAGAAAGAAUGACGCCACUGCCACUGGCGCAGACAAGUGGUUGUGUCCUCAGUCCAGAGGGCUAGGGCUGCCUUCCUUCAGAAGAGGGGCGGUGGACGCGCCUCCCUGGGCGCCCCCUCCCACACCUUCCUCCCGACCUUGGCCCUUGAAGGUGGGAAGCAGAACGGGGGAGGGCCGCCCCCACAGCCCCUCUCCCAGCGGCGCCCAGGAAGGAUGGCGGGCGCGCAGGGGGACGGGAGGGGGGCGGACACCGAGCAGUCUGGGGGUGCUCGCACACACCCACCGAGGGGCGGUCUGUAUCCAUCCGCAGCUCCCCCAGCGCGGCCCCUCCCGACCUCCCGACCCUGGCCCCCACCGCAGAGCGCCCACCGCCCCACACACUGCGGUGUCAGAAGUUGGGGGGGUCGCCACCCGGGGGGGCGGCGGGGAGCGCUGGCUGGGCGGGCUGGCGAGGCCCCGCCCCUCCGCCUGGGGCUCCUCCCGGCCCCGCCCCCUCUGGGUCGGAACUACGGUGGGCCUGGGAGGGGGCGCCGAGCCCAUUCGUGCCGUAUCCCUCCGCCCCCCUUCCCGACACCCUCGCCGCGAGCGGUUGGUGCCGCAGCCUGCGCAGCCCCUGGCCGGUUUGGCGCAGCGGCGCGGGGGCGGGACGCCUCUUUGGCAUUCUGAGCGCACGGAGAGCGGUGGGAAUCCGAGUGAGCAGCUGCGACAAGAGGGGGAGGCCGACCACCGGGCCCUGAGCCUGUGAAGGUCUGGAGAUUUCAGGCCACAGGGUGCAUCUGUGAGAGGAGAGGCUUGAGAAAAACGAGGGACAGGAAAAAGGACCUGUAUUUCUGAAGCCCUGCUGUAAGGCUGGUCAUUUCUGCAGGGAAGGAAAGGAGGAAGAGGCCGGCUCAAAUCUCUGGAGAUUUACACCCUGCUGCAGAACCACUUGUUCAUUUCCUGCAGGAGAUAUUAGGAACAUUGGGGCCGACCUGCUCUUUGUUUAGAACUUAAUACUACUGGAACAAACCAAGGACAGGAAAAUUACACCACAUCAGGGCAGAUUGACCUCCAGUGGCAGCUCUGGUGCUGUUGGAAUUGCCGCUGACCACCACCCUCAGCAGGUCUGCAUCCACCCGGGAACCAUCCAUCCUCCCCCAGCUUGGUUGUGCCUCUUCUGCACUCUGUUGGCUGAGGCUGGGCUUGGGAAGGAGGCUGAUUGGCUGCUGGACUGGUGAUUGACUCUAACUUUUGUUUCCAACCGUAUCACCUGAAUCAUCCAACAAUUAGAGUGUGAAGAUACAAAACUGUGACAGAUCUGUGGUGGAGGCUGAGACUGGGAUAGGGGUAUUUAACCGGGUCUCCUCUGUAACUUGUAGUAUGACUGGGGCUGAGAUUGAGCCUGGCGCCCAGGCCAAGCCUCAGAAGAAGCCUGGAGAAGAGGUUGUGGGUAGGACUGAGAGAGAGAAUGAAGUCCCAAUGGUGGUCCGGCCUAAGGUUAGGACCCAGGCCACACCUGGGGCAAGGCCCAAAAACGAGUCCAAGGGUAUGGCUGGGGCAAGAUCCAAAAGUGAGUCCAAGAAUAUGUCUGGGGCAAGGCCUAAAACUGAGUCCCAGGCAAUGUCUGGGGCAAGACCCAAAACUGAGUCCCAGGCAAUGGCAGGGGCAAGGCCCAAAAGUGAAUCCCAGGCAGUGGCAGGGGCAAGACCCAAAACUGAGGCCAGGGCAGUAGGUGGGGCACGUCCUAAGACUGAAGCCAAGGCAAUCCCUGGGGCAAGGUCCAAGGAUGAAGCCCAGGCUUGGGCCCAAACUGAGUUUGGGGCUGAAGCAAUGUCGCAAGCAGAGGGUGUGUCCCAGACCAAUGUGGUAGCCUGGCCAUUGGUCAAUAAUGAGUCUGGUUCUGCUGCUAAACCUAUGGCCCUAUCUGUGGACAGGGAGCUGGCCAAUGUGGACACUGAGACCUUUCCUGGCUCCCAGGUUCAGACAGGAAUCCAACCUUGGUUUGGAGCAGGGGAAGAAACUAAUAUGGGGUCUUGGUGCUAUCCCAGGCCCAGAGCCAGAGAGGAGGCCUCUAAUGAGUCUGGAUUCUGGUCAGCAGAUGAGACCUCUACAAUGUCUUCUUUCUGGGCUGGAGAAGAGGCCAGUAUCAGAUCAUGGCCUAGAGAAGAGGCCAAUACCAGGUCAAGGCAUAGGGCCAAACAUCAGCCUAAUCCCAGAUCCAGGCCCAGAUCCAAGCAAGAUCCCUAUAUUGAUUCCUGGUCUGGGUCUGAGGAGGAGUCUGCCAAUCCAUUCUGCUUGUGGGCUGGAGAAAAUACCAAUAACUUAUUCAGGCCUAGAGUCAGGGAUGAGGCAAACAUGAGGUCCAAGCUCCGGACAAAGAGAGAGGACUUUUUUGAAUCUGAAUCUGAAGAUGAGUACUAUAAGGAAUCUUGGUUUUUGCCUGGAGAAGAGGCCAAUAGUAGAUUCAGGCCCAGAGACAAGGAAGAGCCUAAUACUAUCUUGAAACCCCGGGCUCAGAAAGAUGCUAAUAAUGGUGAUAGGGUCAAACAAGAGCCCAGGUUUGAGGAGGAAGUCAUAAUUGGAUCCUGGUUCUGGGCAGAGAAAGAGGCUGGUAUGGAGGCUGGGGCUUCAGCCAUUUGUGAAUCGGAACCAGGGGCUGAGGAGGGGGCCAUUGGUGGAUCCUUGUUCUGGACUGAAGAAAAGUCCAGUUUGGGGGCUGUGGCCAGAGAAGAGACCAAGCCAGAGUCUGAAGAAGAGGCCAUAUUUGGGUCCUGGUUCUGGGACAGAGAUGAGGCCUGCUUUGAUUUAAAUCCCCGUCCUGUGUACAAGGCUAGUCCCAGGUUCAGAAAUCCAGCUGAGGAGGAAGUUAAUGUAUCAUCCAGGCCCCAAACCUGGGAAGAGGUCACUGUUGAAUUCAAACCUGGUCCUUGUCAUGGGGUUGGGUUCCCAUCCCCAAGCCCCUUUAGAAUUCCUGAAGAAGCAGCAUCUGUAUAUUCUGAAAUGUUUGAGGGAAAGCCCAAGGGUGUGGAAGUUACCCCAGAAGGGGAAGAGCAGGAAUCUUUGCUUCAGUCUGAUCAACCUGACUCUGAGUUCACAUUUCAAUAUGAUCCGUCCUACCGGUCAGUCAGGGAAAUUCGAGAGCAUCUUAGGACCAGGGAGAGUGCAGACCCUGAGAAUUGGUCCUGCAGCUGCAUACAAUGUGAGCUUAAAAUCGGUCCUGAAGAGUUCGAAGAACUCCUUCUAUUGAUGGACAAGAUUCGGGAUCCUUUUAUUCAUGAGAUAUCUAAAAUAGCAAUGGGUAUGAGGAGUGCUUCUCAAUUUACCCGCGAUUUUAUUCGUGAUUCAGGUGUUGUCUCGCUUAUUGAAACCUUGCUCAAUUAUCCCUCCUCCCGAGUUAGGACAACUUUCUUGGAAAAUAUGAUUCACAUGGCUCCACCUUAUCCUAAUCUAAACAUGAUUGAGACAUUCAUAUGUCAAGUGUGUGAGGAAACCCUUGCUCAUAGCGUGGGUUCCCCUGAACAGCUGCUUGGAUUAAGGAUGCUUCGGCACCUCACUACAACUACUGACUAUCACACACUGGUUGCCAAUUAUAUGUCUGGGUUUCUCUCCCUGUUAACCACAGGCAAUGCAAGAACAAAGUUCCAUGUUCUGAAAAUGCUGUUGAAUUUGUCUGAAAAUGCUAUGGUGGCAAAAAAGCUAUUUAGUGCCAAAGCUCUGUCGAUAUUUGUGGGUCUCUUUAACAUAGAAGAGACAAAUGAUAACAUUCAAAUUGUUAUCAAAAUGUUUCAAAAUAUCAGUAAUAUUAUAAAAAGUGGAACAAUGUCCUUAAUUGAUGAUGAUUUCAGUCUUGAGCCGCUUAUUUCUGCAUUCCAUGAAUUUGAGAAGCUAGCUGAGGAACUACAAGUCCAAAUAGACAAUCAGAAAGAUCCUGAGGUGGGACAACAAAGCUAAGAUUAUUAACCACCUGCCUCUGAUCAGCCUUAUGUUCCCAAAGAGCCCUGAGUAGUGCUUCGGUUUUCAGUCUAGUUUUAUGUUGUAACUUAUAUUUUAAUGCUGAUGUUAACUUUGUCCAAUUCUUGGUUUGAGCUGGAUCACUUUGUGGAUGCCAAAUGACUAUUAGUGCUGAAAAAAUUGUUGAUAUUUGUCUUGCUGUCCAGAUUGCAGUAUUUUUCAGUAUUGAGCUUCCAAUGAACUGAGCCGCUUGUGUAAGCUACCCUGCUAUUCGUUGUUUAAACAUAUGGUUCUCUAUUCGAGUCUGUGUUUUCAAUAAAGGUCUGUGUGAAAACUGGCA
This is a messenger RNA of Sus scrofa (pig), 5538 nucleotides long. RefSeq names its product G protein-coupled receptor associated sorting protein 2 (gene GPRASP2). Gene Ontology annotation, molecular function: G protein-coupled receptor binding. Gene Ontology annotation, cellular component: cytosol; nucleus. Lineage: Eukaryota; Metazoa; Chordata; Mammalia; Artiodactyla; Suidae. The record is from RefSeq and is a predicted model, not a curated record.